AAGUGUCGAUGCGUCUUUUCGUCGUGUUGUGUGCUUAAAUCUGUUUUUGUCGUCACUAAGAUCGCAAGUCGGAACAUCGAAAUUCAUCGUGCGCUCUGCUUCGCCAACCAAAUUCAAUAACGACACGAUCAAAUAUUACGAACUGAAUUUGGAAUUAAAGUGUUUCAAAUAAAAUUGUUCAAUAUUCGUGAUGGUUUAAAGUUCAACGAACAGUCAAGGGAUUAUCUUCAAGUGGAAUAAAACAAAACAAAAAAAAUAACAACAAAAAAACACUCUUGUGUAAGAGUUAUAAAAUAAACGACGCAAAAAGUGUUAUCUUUUGUGAAGUAUUCAAUCGCAAAUGCAUUUCAAUGUUUUGAAUUAUGAAAAGUUAAAACAAAAUUAACAACGAAUCGGAAAAAAAAAGUUCAAAAAAGAUAUCAUCAAGUUCAAAUUAUAUAAUUGAAAAAUUGCAAUCUGAUUGAAAAAAAGAAGAAGGAAUCAAAGUAAAACAAGAAAAAAAAUGCCGCGACCAUCACGUGAAUCGUACGGUGAUCAGAAGCCACCGUAUUCAUACAUUUCACUGACCGCAAUGGCGAUUUGGAGUUCAACCGAAAAAAUGUUACCGCUCAAUGAAAUCUAUCGCUUCAUCACCGAUCGCUUCCCAUACUAUCGCAAGAAUACACAACGGUGGCAAAAUUCAUUGCGACACAAUCUCAGUUUCAACGAUUGUUUCAUCAAAGUACCACGGCGUCCAGAUCGGCCUGGCAAAGGAGCCUACUGGGCAUUGCAUCCGCAAGCAUUUGAUAUGUUUGAAAAUGGUAGUUUGCUACGACGAAGAAAACGCUUCAAAUUGCACAAAACCCAAAAGGAUAUUUUGAAUGACGAAUUGGCCGCUUUGGCAAAUAUAAAUCGGUUCUUCUUCCAACCAUCGUCCGAUCCAAUGAUGCCAAUGGACGAUCGCACCGAUAUUACUCCGGAUAUCUCAGCUCAAACGUCGCCAAGUAUUGCAUCACCAAAGCGACCUCUCACACCAGAAUCACCGCCAAUCAUCACCUCCGAGCCCAGCAUCACCACAAAUACACCCGCCAAAAUACAAACCGCAAAAUCGCGGCCAAAACGUGCAUUCACCAUCGAAAGUCUAAUAACCCCAGAUAAAAAGGCCGAUAAAGUCCAUCGUAAAAAUAGUGGCAAUACCAAUUUAACCAAUUCAAAUGAAAUUCGCUCACAACAUCAUCCGUUGCAACAGCGGCAAAAUUCUGUGCGAACCGUACCAACGCGAUUGCCACCAAUAAAUCAAGCAUUACCAUUACCAUCAUCGAUGCAUUCACCUCAUUGUCAUCCGCAUCUACAGCAGCAACAGCUUCAUGUUCAGCAUCAUUUAGAUUUGCCAAAAGAGAUCGGAAAUGUGGCAGCCGGCCUUCCGUUUUUGCCGUAUCCACCGCAUUCGAUGGGUUUCGAUUUAUCGCCAGCCGCCGUUUAUCCACUGCUUAUGAUGAAUCAGGCGGCAUUAACCAGUUUACAACCAUCGGCCGCUUAUUUCAACCAAAGUAUGAUGCAUCACACACUCAACUUACACCAUCAGCAACAGCAUCAUUUGAAUCCAAACCAUCCGGAAUCGCCGAUAUCGAAUCCACUGACUACUUUGCUCGAAAUGUGAUAUUAGAGUGUAUUUUUUUAUUUUUCGAAAAUUUGAUUAAUUUAGAUUAAUAUAUUCCGUGUUCCGUGAAUGGAUGCAGAUAGAGAAGAGAAAGGAAGAAAAAAAAAGAGAUGAAGGGAAGAAAGAGAGCGAGAGAGAGAGAGAGAGAGAGAGUGAUCGAUAAUUGCAAUUUAUGAGCACUUAAAUAAUAUGGAUUGUAUUAAAUAUUUCCCGCUUCACUAAUGAUAUAAUGAACUAAUUAUAUUGAAACAGCCAAUUCUUUUUGUGUGUUUUUUCGUACAGUAGAGAAUGGUCUUCAGAUUUCCAUAUUCUAGAACAGCAACUAAACUUGUUCGGAAUAUAUUCAUAUUCUGACAGGUAAACCCACCAAUUUGUAUGCGUAUUCUUUUUUCUAUUCAUUCAUUCGCAUGUCGGAAGUGAAAUCACUCAUAUUCAUCAUUGUGUCAGUUCAAUUUUCAAAUAGUUCGUGUCCAUUGGACGAGAAGAGUAUAGAAUUUUAUUAUUUAUUCGUGUCGAGAUAGAGAGAAGUCUGUUUUUAUUAGAGAGGAAGUGAACUUUUUUUUUUCAGAGAGGAAACAAAUACAUACACUCAUUCAGGAAUGCUAAUUUUUUUAGCUUGAUUACACUCUAUUAUUAUUAAUAAAUUAAUGAAUGAACAAAAUGGGCAAAAACAUUCAAAUGUAACAAAAUCCCAGUGUUUAAGCAUGUGAAUGUAAAUAAUUUGUAAAAUUUAGAAGCAACCUAUCUUGAUCUUAAUUAUCUUAUAUAAGAAUGAAACAAGAAGAAAACAAAGUUGCAAUAGCGAAUCAUCCAGGAGACAAACUGAUUUGUACUUAUUUAGCAAUUGAAAUUAGAGAAGAAUGUGUAAAUUGAAUUUAAACGAACAACCUGUGUCUAAUUUAGAAUUAUAGAGAAUACUAUUUGAAUGUUUAAUCACUCUUUAAAUAGCUCACUUAACGGAAGAAGCAAGCAAAACAAUAUGAGAUUAUUAUUAUUAUUACAAUGUAACGUGUAGUGGUUGAAUGAGAAUGCAUAAGUAGAGCCUAUUAUUCGAAUCAUUUAUCCCAAAAAAAAAAUCACACAAGAAAAAAAAAACGAAGAAAAAAAAGAGAGUAGAAAAACAACA
This is a messenger RNA of Sitodiplosis mosellana (orange wheat blossom midge), 2765 nucleotides long. RefSeq names its product fork head domain-containing protein FD4-like. The record is from RefSeq and is a predicted model, not a curated record. Gene Ontology annotation, molecular function: DNA-binding transcription factor activity, RNA polymerase II-specific; RNA polymerase II cis-regulatory region sequence-specific DNA binding. Bases 503 to 1639 code for a protein of 378 amino acids. Gene Ontology annotation, biological process: anatomical structure morphogenesis; cell differentiation; regulation of transcription by RNA polymerase II. NCBI's taxonomy places the organism in Eukaryota, Metazoa, Arthropoda, Insecta, Diptera, Cecidomyiidae. The transcript has a single exon.